This is a messenger RNA of Exserohilum turcica Et28A, 2664 nucleotides long. RefSeq lists its product as uncharacterized. Gene Ontology annotation, cellular component: membrane. Gene Ontology annotation, biological process: arachidonate metabolic process. The record is from RefSeq and is a predicted model, not a curated record. The transcript is spliced from 8 exons. Lineage: Eukaryota; Fungi; Ascomycota; Dothideomycetes; Pleosporales; Pleosporaceae. The coding region runs from base 1 to 2664 and encodes 887 amino acids.
AUGAAGAGCUGUAAGCACAGGUCCUGGCUGUCCCUUCACGGAAAGGACAAAUUUAUGUUGCAUUGUGCUAGUACUUUGAACGAUAUAAUCACAAGCCUCGACAAACCUGCCAGCAAGACCCCGAGUCUGGUCGUCAUGCUUGGUAACGCUGCUAAAGGAACACUGUUAGCCGAUGUUCUGCCCACUAGCAGAACGCGUGUGAAUAGCCGAGCGUCUCAUGGAGUGACUCUACAACUCAACUCUGCUACCGCUUUUAGUGAUCAUCCAAUGCUGGUUGCGCAUGAGGAUACCUCUAAGCGGAACUUGGUGUGUUUCUUCUCCGCAGGAGAUCAUGAUGUGCAUCGUCAGGUCGACUGCAUGGUACCGUGGCUCGAGCAGACGCUCGGCCAGGGGCCCAGCGCCACAGUAUAUCCUCGACUACUCUUUAUAGCGGCAUCUUCAGAGAAGCGAAGUGAAGCCAUCGUACAAGACCAGCUCAUAGGUCUCUUGCGUACGCGUCUGCAACAGCCUACAUUGGAUGUAUCCUCUCGCCUUUCUGUGUACGUUAAGAACAAUAGCACACAGACGCUAACCGACCGCAUCAAACACGAGAUAGAUAAUACCAGAAUUCAGCGCGCUCGUAAUUAUACCCUCUUAAAUGCAGUGCACUUCGAUCUCUUGUUUCGUCAGGCUUGCGAUCACUUUGUCAGUGGCGAGCGAGCUCCGUUCGAUAUGAUCGCUGCAUCACGAUCGCACCGCUCCGUAUCCCCGCACCUGCGCACGUAUAUGAACAUCCUUUUUGACAUGGUAGAUAGCGUUCAAGAUGUGGUAGAGUUUGCGAUUCCAUUUGCCGCAGUGUCUAGUGCGGAUGAACAGCUUCAAUCUGCUAACUUAUUAAAGUCUUCGACCCGCUCCAGGUCUGCCUGUAUAGAUAUAGCUGCGAACACGCGACGAAAGUCCUCGAGACACUGUGACGAUUCAAGAUUGCUGCUUCGCAGCCAGUGGCUCUCACUAUUUGAGCAGCACUUCGUGCAAAGAAGAAGCUGUACCGAAACAGAUCCUUACCUCUACAAGUUGGAUGACUGUCCUUUUUGCUCCCAGACUUGCAAAGCCAGUGUGCGCGUGAAACCUGCCACUGCGGGUUUGCGCGUGCUUUCUAUUGAUGGUGGUGGCAUUCGCGCCACGGCUCCCUUUCAAUUUCUUUCCGCGCUCGAAAAAGCGGUAGGUCUUGAUAUGCCUAUCCAAGAACACUUUGACCUUGCCUAUGGAACAAGUUCAGGUGCUUUGGUCCUUCUAGUGCUCUACGGCCUGGGCAUGCGAGUUGAGAAGGCUUUUACUUUGUUCAGGCAGUUUUCAGCACGAGUGUUCAGAGAACGGAAUACAUUUGGUCUAGGACUUCUUGCCAAUAUCUAUGACUUCAUCACUUCGUGGCGCCACGGCCGUUUCUCUGCUAGCGACAUCGACUAUGCUCUAACAGAAAUCUUCGACGAAUCCACAAUGCUAGAUCUUCAGUAUAUGAAAUUAAUCGGAGCACGAAUGGGUUUUCCUGUUGUCGAUACCAUCACAUCAGAAACAUGUCUGGUGACAAGUUACAAUGGAACUGGUUCAAGCCACAGCGAUGAGGCAUAUACACGGAUGCUAACGUACCGGCUCUUGCGCUCAGAAGAAGUCAGUAGCGAGAUAUGCAUCAAGGACGCUGCACGAGGUACAUCAGCGGCUCCAUGGUAUUUCACAUCUCACAAGAUGCCUGGCCAUGGUACAUUCAUCGAUGGAGGGCUAAGCAACAACAACCCCUGCAUACUUGCCGUACAAGAGCUUCAGAAGAUAGCUCCUAGGUUGAACCGUGCCGACCAUUUCGUCUCGAUUGGUACAGGCGUUUCGACAACGAGAACUUUUGCCAAAUGCAACUUCUACUACAGUCUAUUCCUGAGACUACUCAACGGAAACAACUCCGUACAGCCGACUGCCAAGCACUACCUUAACGUAAAUUUUGAUGGUGAUAAGAUGUUCGCACUCAUGCGACAGAUUUUCGCUGCAUCGUUGCCUGGAGGGGCUGCUAGCGUUGAUAAAUGGCUUCAUCGAUUCAACCUACCCGUGGAAGGCGAACUACCGGAUCUUUCCGACGCUUCUGCCAUAGAAGGUCUUGCUGAGACCGCUCAUUCUUACUUUGCAAAAGACCCCGCUGUGCUUAAUCUAGCCGAUGCUGCACUCGCUCUCAGCUUCUACUUUGAGUUGCAGCCAGGAUGCAUGCCAAUCUACGAGCGCGGCUCCUACACUUGUUACGGCUUGAUUCGAUGUCGUAUCCCUGGAACCAAUCCUGCGUUAUCCAGGUUGAUGCAGAAGCUCGAUUGCUUAGACGCUAGUUUCCAGAUUCAAAUGCAAUUGUACGAUCCAAAAGAGACCAUGUCAACAUUGCGCGAUCGGCACGGGAACUUCUGCAAACCCGUGUGUUUACGCGUUCAUUCGCUCAACGACGAACUGGAUGUUCGCUUGAGAUUGCGGGAGGACUGUGUUCAUCAUAUCAGCGCUUCGCCGAUAACCUUCAAAACGCUAAUUGAUCUACAGAUGCUGGAGUGGAGUGCGCUCAAGAAUGAACACACUGAUGAACGAGUGGCAAGCAAGAAGAGGCGACGAGAUGACUCGCCCUUGCAGACAAAUAAGCGACGUUGUCUGGAGACUACGUGA